Messenger RNA from Mytilus californianus (California mussel), 9455 nucleotides. RefSeq names its product F-actin-uncapping protein LRRC16A-like. The coding region runs from base 127 to 4947 and encodes 1606 amino acids. NCBI's taxonomy places the organism in Eukaryota, Metazoa, Mollusca, Bivalvia, Mytilida, Mytilidae. Gene Ontology annotation, cellular component: plasma membrane; lamellipodium. The transcript is spliced from 41 exons. The record is from RefSeq and is a predicted model, not a curated record. Gene Ontology annotation, biological process: cell migration; regulation of Arp2/3 complex-mediated actin nucleation.
ACAUGGCGGUCUCAUAGCCACUUCCGUGUUUACAUCCUCAGCAGUUUAAAGUGUUACAGAGUAGUUACAUGUCAUUAGCGAAUGAUCAGCCAUAUAAAACUGCAAAAUUGUUAGGUCAUUUACAAAAUGGCGGCAGUCAACAAUGUACCAAAAGAUUUACAAGAUGCCAUCAGAGAGUAUCUUGGUCGCAGGAUUAAGUUGUAUAUAAAGCGUAUGGUAAAACAAGAAGUACGACCAGACAAAUGGGAAAACAGAGUUUUAGCAUUUUCAGGAACCCGCUUGUUUGUUUUCACUUCAAAGCCAUCAAAAUCACCAGAGAAAAAGUGGUCAACAAAGCAAGAACACAAUAUAUGUUACUUAGAUAUACAGUCUAUAGAAAGCCAGGCACAAAACAAGCUUGUGAUAACAACAAAUGAAGGAAAAAGUUACUCCUUUGUGACCUUGGAAACAGAAACCGAUGAAAUCAAUCACAUGAUAACCCAUGUUGGUACCUCCAUCAAACAAAUCUUCCCAUCAUUCCCUAUAGAACGAAUCAUGAAGAAAAUAGAUGUUCACCCUCCAGAAAGGUUAAAGAUGAUGAAUGAUAUGAUUAAAACAAUAGAACAAAAGGAACAUGGUCCAUGUGGCAACUUUGCUAUGAUGUAUGCCUGUAUGUGCGAUUAUUUCAACCUUCCAUAUAGAGAAGAAGUUGCUUGGGAUGUCGACACUAUAUAUUUAUCACAAGACUGUCGAGUUCUUACAUUAAAAGACUUUGAUCACUUAUCCGGGAAAGAUUUACAGCCCAUUGUGUCGGCUAUAGAACAUAAUACAUGGUUUACCGGUCUGGAUCUCAGUGGAGUCAAAAUGACUGGUGAAACUCAGGCCGAAGUCCUAAAAGUUAUGCACAAAAAUUGUUUAAUAGAAGAUAUAAAUCUGAGUAAUACAGGAAUCACUGUUACACUGCUUGUACAAUAUUUCAGAGAAUUCGUUGUCAAGUUAGGAACAGCCAUCUUAUCUAACACAGGAAGUCAACUGACCAGGAUAGAUCUGUCCAAAAACCUACUGGAUGAUAGAGCCAUGAUAUCAUUUCUUGGAUCCCUGAGUAAUCUGUCGAGAGGACUGAGUCAUCUGAACAUCAGUAAUACAAAGUUAACAGGGAAAGGAUUAAAUAAAAUAUUUGAGUUAAUGACACAACAUGACGCAAUCUUUGGUGGACUUCAAGUACUAAAUAUCUCAGAUAACUCAACUAAAGGGGAAGAUUUACAGAACAUGUACAGAUUCCUGGGAAAUCCAAAUAAUAUUACUCAUCUAGAUUUAUCAGGAAUAGAAUGUGCCUUAGAAAAUUUGAUGGUUGCAUUACAGCGAGGAUGCACUAGUCUAACACACUUGUACCUUUCAAAAAAUGUGUACACACAUAAAAAGAAGGAAAUAGCUGUGCAGCCUUCAUGGAAACAGUUUUUUGCCAGCACCUGUAGUUUAGAGUAUCUAGAUAUGUCAUCUUGUAAAAUACCAGUUGAUGCUUUAAAAGAACUAAUGUUGGGAAUUUCUAGUAAUAUGCAUUUGACUAAUCUCCAUCUAAAUGUGGCUGGUAAUGACUUCCAACAGUCAGGAUCAAUGAAUAUAGAGAGUACCAUAGCUAAUAUACACAAUAUAGCUAGCUUGGAUAUAAGUAAUAAUAAUUUAGACCAAGGAUUGGCAACACUGUUACCAUGGAUAAAAACAAACAAAAGUUUAAAACGUUUGUCAAUAGGCAGAAACUUUGAACAUGUAAAACAAAAACAAUUACCAACUGUAUUAGAUGGAAUAGUACAACUAAUACAGGAUGAAGAUUGUGAUUUGGAAUCUCUGUCUCUGGCUGACUCCAAACUAAAACAUCAUAUAUCACUGGUGAUCAAUGCUUUAGGGAGUAAUGGGUCUCUUACAGAACUUGAUAUUAGUGGGAAUCAGAUGGGAGAUUUUGGUGCUAGAAUGUUAAGUAAAGCUUUACAGAUAAACAACAAACUAAAGACCAUUAUCUGGGACAAGAAUGGUGUCACUUCACAAGGCUUUGAAGAUGUAGCCGAUGCUUUAGAAAAGAAUUUCACAAUGAAGAAAAUGCCUACCCCAGUAAAUGAUAUGGUUCUGGCUCAACAAAGAAAUCCUGAGAAGACAGAAGCAGCUAUACAGAGGAUUGAGGCACUGUUACAAAGGAACCACAGUCCACAGAAAUACUUGGUUAAUAGGGAUUAUAAGAUACAAGGGUGUUAUCUCAGCUCUACACAACAGAUGGUUGACAGAUUGGUUGUACAAGUCCAGGACACAGUAAAUGCUUUACAGAUGACCCCAUCAGUUGACGAUUAUAAACAAGACAUAGAUGUGGCUAAUGGCUUUGUUAAAGAUGCCAACACUUCACAACUUCUUCUGCCACAGUUACAAGAUGUAGCUGAUAAAUCGACUGGGGAAGAUAACCCUGUAGGUAAACGUCUCAAGGAACUGUCAGAUGACUUGAAGAAAGUUCUUGAUAAUCAAAUGAAGAAAACAGUUGAAGACAUGUUAGAAUGCACAACCAAACAAUUUACUGCCAUAACCAAAGAUAAGGAAUUUUCCACAGAAUUAAAUAGUGGAUGUUACAAGAAGAGCAGUUUACCAGAAGACUUUGCCACACACACAUUAAAUGUUAUAGAAAUGGAUGUUUUUAAUAAAAUUAGUGAACUGAACCUUGCAGUAGCAGCCCAUAUAUCAGAUAGAGUUAUAGAUGCUGUGAUAGAAAACUUAUCAUCGAGUCAUAAAAAACUGACAAAUCAUUUGAACCUAGAAAAGAGUAAGCAAGGAAGGCCAGUAAAGAAAGAAGAGAUAAAGGAGAUAGAGAAGGGAGACAAGCAGGAGAAAGACAGUACAGAUGAUCUAAAAUCAAUGGAUUCCAAAUCUUCUGACAGUUCUCCUGCUAUGCGACCAAAUAAGCAAAUCCCCAAGAAGAAUACUGGAGAGACACCAAAUAUUGCAUCAAAGAGAAAAACUGUCAAUAACAGAAGACAAAGACCACCAACUGUAAUUGAAGCAGAGCACGUAAUAAAAGCUUUAGAAGUUUACAACAGUGUAAAUCCUGACACCACACCCUCACCUUCUCCUGAUGUCCCACCUUCUACCUCAAAUGUUCAUGAUAUUGCCAUGACAACAGUAAAAGAUGCCAAAGAAACGAAAAAAGUGGAGCAGAGGAAUGGGAAGAAAGUUGGUUCGCAGGAAGACCUUACAAAAGUCCCAGACUUAGAUGUUUUACCUGUUGAGAAAAUUAUAGAAACAAUUGCUGACAAACCAGUAGCUAAAUCUCUAGACAAGACAGCAGCUAAACCUGUUGACAAGGUAGUACCUAAAACUCCAGCUAAAAACUUGAAGGCUGAUCCACCAUUGUCAUCACUACCUGAUUUAGAUACAGUGGCGCCAUUAACUCACCUCGGCAAAGAUCGUCCUAGAAGACUAAGAACACAUCGUCCAGGUCGUCCAACAACUCCAGCGUCAAGUUUAGUAGAGAAGGACAAAGAUGCAUCAGAUGCAGAUAACAAUAUUGAUAUUUUCUUCAAGUCAACAAUCGUUAAAGAUCAGGUGACAACGCCAGCUCAAAGUAAGACAGAAACAAUAAAAGAAGCAAAAGAAGGCAAAAAAGUUGUACGGAAACAAAGCAAUGAUGGAAAGCAUGAUGGGGGCAAAUCAUGGUUUGGAAACAAAGAUAAAAAAGAAAAAGAAACACCUCCAAAAGACCAAAAAUCAAAGACUUUAUUUGGUAAGCUUCCUUUUGGAAAAAAGACAGUCAAAGCAGAACCUGAAAAGAAAGAAGAUGUUAAAGUAGAGAAAGAUCCUCCAUCAGAAACUAAAGAAAACACACCUAAUAAAGAAAAUACAGAGCCAGAGGUCAAGGAAGAGCCAGUGAAAAAAGAGGAACCUAAAGAAGAGAAAACCCAACCAGAGCCAGAGAAAAAAGAUGAAGACAAACAACCAAAGAAGGCUUUGAGGCCUCCUGGUGGUGGAAUAGGUCUUGGUGUUAUGGGUGGUGAUAUGUUGGCUCAGCUGAGACAAAAACAACAGAACAGAAAAUCGGUGGAUAAAACUCCGAGUGAAGAAACUAAGGAAAAGGAAGCAGUAAAGCCACCAAAGACAGAAACAGCAGUAUCACCCAAGCCUUCAGAAACAAAGGAUGACACGAAAUCCAAGGAGAAAACUCCAAUAUCUGUCUUAAAGCUGGUACAUGACCAGAACAGACCAAAACCAGCUCCUCGUCCAAACAGUAACAGUAGCAGGACAUCGACUGCUUCCAGGACUUCCACAAUUGGGGAAGAUGGAGAAACUAAAGGUCAAAAACCUGCUCCAAAACCACGCCCUAAUCCACCUCCAAAACCCAGGGGAAGUGUCAAGAGUGAUGAUGGAGAGAUUGAAAAUUCUGGACCAGUUCUUAAAACACGCCCAAAUCUUCUUCCAAAACCUCGGGCAAAUGUCAAAAGUGACCCCUUACAAGAGGAUAAAACAGACAGCGGUAAAACUAAUGAAGACAGUAAAGCUGCUUCAUUACCCAGAAAUAUACCUCCAGUUAUACAAAAAGCAGACAGGGGUUCUAGACCUGUAUCUAUGUUUACUAACAGUAAAAAUGAAAAAGUUUUGGACCAGACAUUACAGCCUUCUAAGUCAUCUGGUGAUCUUACAGAAACGGACAAUAUAGUUCAAGAUUUGAAGGAAAUUGUGGAAGAUAAAAAUGAGGAAAAUGGAGAAAAUUUUGAUGGUGAUGAUAAGGAGAAAGGUGUUUCUUUGAAAAACAGCAAAAAGGAAGAAGUCAACAAUGUAGAAAGUAAAGAUGAAAAUGGGGCUAAAAAGCCAGCUGAAAAUGGGGCUAAAAAGCCAGCUGAAAAUGGAGAUUCCAAAAGAUCAUCUGAUGAAAGUGUUUCUGAAGAAUCAAAUGAAGAAAAACCAACUGAUUUUGAAAGUGAUGUAAUAAUGGUAUAAGACAUCAAGGUGGUUUUUAAUAGUUGUGAUUUUUGGCAAUACUAAAUGUAAAUAUUAUAUAAAACACACAUUCAGUCUUGUUCCAAAGAUAUUUCCCAUGCCAAAAACUGUAAUUAAUACAGAUUUUAUUUUAAAAGUUCAAUGCUCAACAAAAACUGAACUCUUUAUAGUUUAAUCAAAACAUACCAGUAUUUGAACUUAAAUCAUAAAAAUCAAAUAUGAAGAUGUUGUAAGAUAAAAGAUUAUGCUGAGUUUAGGUGUAGUGAGUGAUUAAUUUUAAAUGCUUAUUCAAAACUUUUCCAUUUUGUUUCUAUUUUUUUCUACCACAAGUGCUGUUUCUUGACUUUAUAAAUAUGUUGGGUUAAUACCAAUGUAAAGUUGUGUAAAUCUUUAGCACAGUAGUAUGUGGUGCUGUACAAUAUCUGCUGAAACUGUUCAUGUGCAAUAAUUGUUUUUGAUGAUUUAUGUCAUGUUUUUUAUAUAUAUAAUUUUUUAUUCACUUUAUACACUAUGUAUAUGUAUAUACUGGACUUUAUAUAUAUAGUUACUCUUGUUACUUAUCUAUUCAUGUAGUUGUGUUUAAAUAGAACAAUGUAUUGGAAGGAUAAGAUGAAGUAUUACGUUAUAUGGUGUAUUAAUUUUCACUUUUUUCACAGUACAUACUAAAGAGCAAUAAUGUGUUAUCCUAAAAAAGGUAUUCAUUAAAGAAUACAUAGAAAAAUAUUAAUAAACUGCAAAAAAAACACAAAAAAAAAACAACAGCAAAUAUGGCUUGACAAACUAAACUGAAAAUAUCAUGCUCUGGAAAUGAAUUAUAUGUUUACAUUAGAUAUUUAAUUUAUUAUUCUGUUUAAAACAAUUUUGUUACAUGCUAACAAAAAUAAAUUCAAGCAUUGUUAAUAAAUUAAUUAGAAGUUUUAAAAUUCUGUGCAAGAAAUAAUUUGAACAGAGAGAAACGUAUCAUGUUUUAGUGCCAAAUCGUUACAAAUUGUUAUUGAUGAUAAAAUUGGGAUAAAGUGUUGAUUUGCAGUUUAUUUUGUUAUUGUACAAAUACAAGGGUAAUUAACUCUUGUUGAUGUUAUUUCGAAAUAUUGAAAUGCACUUAAUUGUAUUAUUGGAAGUUCAUCAGCUAGUCAUUUAUGUAUUGGACAGUUGAAGUUAUCUCAUGUGUCUAUAUGUAGACGUGUAUUUUUUAUAUUUCAAAAAAAUAAUUGAAUAAUUUAUAACUUAUUUAUUUUUUCAACAAUGUGUGUUUAAGUGAAUAAAUAUUUAACUAUAAAAUAUUAAAGCUAAUUACAUCAUUUUAUCGUUAAUAUUUUGGUAGACUUUUUAUUUACACAUGAAGGAAACAACAAAUAUUACUACAUAGUUUUCAAGAUCAUAAUCACUUUCUUCAUGUAUACAUCCAUAAAAUAUGAAAAGAAAUAUAAGUUUAUUGUUGUUUCAGUUUAUAAUGUGUUCCAUUAAAUUAUUUACUCAGAAUUUCUAUAAAAAUGUAAAAUAAGUUUCUAUUACUCAUCAUAACAUGUGUUCCAUUAAAUUAUAAACUCAAAAUUUCCACAAAAUGUUGAAUAAUUAUUAUAUAUCAUGAAUAUUCAUUAGCAUAAUAAUACAGUGUAUAUAAUGUAUAUCUGUAUAUAAGGAAAGAUUAAUGCUUUACUAAACACGUCAUUGACUCUAUACCAAUGUUUAUACACAAUGUACUUUAUGAUUUCUACAUUUAAGCCGUAAAUCACAUCCUGGGACUUUCAUCUUUAAUUUUCAGUUACUUAAGUGGCUUUAUUGAUUUACAUGCUUUAAAGAGGCACUGAUAUUUGUGGUCUAAGUGUACUAAAGUUGUAUCAUUGCUUUGAAAUUGUUAUUAUUCAGUAAUAUUUACUUUAGAUUUUACUUUUUAUAACUUCAUAGCAAAUGAUAAAAGGGAAAAAUGUAGAAAAUAGUUAGAAUUUGUAAUUUAGAAUUGACACAAGGCUUUUUACUGAGGGAAAGUAAAAUCGGUGGAGGUUUAAAAACUUUAGAAUUCGUUUCGUGUUCUGUUUUUUAAAGGGGGAUAACCAUUACAUGUCAUGCUAGUCAUAUGCAAUAUAAACUUUCUUCUAUACAUAAUAUUUUGAAUAAUCGUUUGAAUUUUUUACAUAAUGUAACCAUAAACUUACUGAACUAUUUUUGUUACAUCAUUUCAUUUGUAUAUCUGUAUAUAUUCAUAUAUAUAUAUAUAUUUAGUAUUUUCAUGCACAGUUUUAUCUUUGAAGUUUGGUUCCUUUACCUAUUUCUAACAAAGCAAAUUGUUGAUUUAUAUAUUUAAUAUGUAUUUAGAAACUAGACCUUGUUUCCUUUUAUUUUCUCGCUUGAAAGUAGUCAUAAAUAACAAAUAACACUGAAAAUAGAGCGGUAAGCAAACAUGUAAUUUAAAUAUAUCAUGAAAAAACGUAAAGGUUUGUAAAUUUUUGUGGUAUGUUGACCAUACAUUUUACUGACAAAAGAAAUUUAGAUUGGCAAGAGCUUGCCCAAAAAAGAAGGAAUCACAUUUUAUUAUUAGUUUGGGACUUGUGCAUAGGUUGCCUAGGCCAAUUAUAUAAACUUCUUACUCAUUUUUAUUAGUCAGAGAAUCUGAGGGGAAGUGAAAAUCAUGAAAACAAUUAAAUUUAUUGGAAACCUGUAUAUUUCGUCUUUUUUUUUGUUCUUGUAUAUCUUUAAAAGUCCAUUAAAGAAGAAGGAAUUGUCCAUACAGAAGAAUGAAAAUAUAAUAUCUUGUUAGUUGUAUUUACAAAAUUUGUAUUAUAAUAGAACAUGUAAUAAUGAGUCCCAAGGUAGAAGAACUUAGGUGAAAUGAUACCUUUAAAGUACUUACACACAAUGAAACAAACUUACACACCUCUAUUGUUAAUAAUACAAUGUUUAGAAUAUUCCUCUUCAUUUCGUAGAAAGUAGAAAAAAUUAAUUUGUUUAAUCAUUGUUUACAUAGAUGGAGACCAAUAGAAAGAUAUGAGACACUGUCUUAAGAUAAAUGCAAGUCCUCAGAACAUUUUAAACCUACAUACCUGCACUUGAUCUAUUCCAUUGAUUAAAUCUAGAUAUUUAGAUAUUUAGAUCUAUGGAUAAUGAUGUUGUCAUGUUACGUUAUGUUUAAUUUAAAGAGCUGUGGUAAUUACAUUCUUUCUGACAAAAAUGAAAUACCAUAGUCCCAAGACAACACAUAUGAUAUACAUUGUCCUAAGAUUUUACAAAUAAUUCAUUAAAUAUAAACUGUAUGAUAGUAGAAAUGAUGUUCUUUGAGCAAAAUUAAACAAAUCUGAAGUUAAACUUAGAUUUUUUGUUGAUAUAUUUUUUUUUAGGAUAGUGGACCAAUAUGUUUAAUAUAAUGUUGAGAAUUUAUACUGUAAGAAUGCAUAGCUGAUAUGUUUUCUGAUUUAUUUUUUGUUUAGUGUUCAUGAUUUUAUAUUAACUUAAGAUUUAGGACCUGAUUUCUUGUCUUUAUUUGUUGGUUUUAUAUUUAUUAAGUUCAUAUGGGAAUUAUCAUUGAUAUAUAUACAGUACUAAAUAUAACAGGAAUAAAGUUAUAUUGUUUUCUGUUAUAAUUAUUGUAGUGUUCUUUUGUUGUUUCUGUUUUAAUUCUAUUAUUUUUACUGUACUAAAUAAAUAUUAUUCCUAAAACGAGGUUUGAGAAUAUACUAUAUUUGUUGGAAAGCAGAACGAUAAGGAACAGUCCACCUUUUGAAAUCUUAUUGUAGAAUUACACAUUAUAGAAUGACUUGGUCUGAAAAAAAAUAAUCUGAAAUCUCUGCUUUACUUUUAAGGACUCCUCUUUCCCGGAUUGUCAAAACUGUAAAUUCUGAAAUUUUUGCAAUGAUUUAUUAAUACAAAAAAUGCGCGGGGAAAGGAUUCUCAGAAAUAAAAAAUAACAAAAAACAUCCCUGGACAUUUAACGACCUUGGACAUUUAUUGAUCUUGGACCAGCACACGGGUAUCAUUUAAUCUCUGUGUUAAAUGACAACAGUUCAUUGUAGACAGGUUUUGAGUUCUAACAGAAUAUAGUUUGGACAGGUUUAAUUACAGAAGAUAGUUAUGAUAUCUGUGCAUUAUAUGACAAACGUUCAUUUUAGACAGGUUUUGAGUUAUAAUGAUUUUAAUGGGUAAAGAUAGAAGAGGAAUUCCAGAGGUAUUUCAUGCAGUUAUUUAGAACUAAAAGUUAGAGUAAAGAAGUAAAAUGGUUUUGGGUUCAUUUAUGAUCAAUUUUAUAUAAUGUAUUAACACUACAAUAAUUAUUUUUCAUUUACGUUUAGUCCCAUUAUGUUAUUGGACCAAUAUAGAGAAGAUAGACCAUCUUAUACAAUUAUAAUAAAGAGAGGAGCGACCACUUUAUACAAAUAUAAUCUAUGCAAAGAUAACUUUGUGUUGACUUUGUUAGAUUAACAGUGUUACACACCACCUUUUACAUAACUUAUAUUAUUUCACAUUUACUUUAUAUAUAUGAUAUGUUUACAAACAUUAAACAUAUAUUGUUAUAA